Messenger RNA from Dromaius novaehollandiae (emu), 2005 nucleotides. RefSeq names its product opsin-5-like. Gene Ontology annotation, cellular component: plasma membrane. Gene Ontology annotation, biological process: G protein-coupled receptor signaling pathway; visual perception; phototransduction. The record is from RefSeq and is a predicted model, not a curated record. Gene Ontology annotation, molecular function: G protein-coupled photoreceptor activity. NCBI's taxonomy places the organism in Eukaryota, Metazoa, Chordata, Aves, Casuariiformes, Dromaiidae. The coding region runs from base 80 to 1414 and encodes 444 amino acids. The transcript has 6 exons.
AGAGCGGCAGCUUAAAUUAUUUGCUUCUGGUUGGUUAGAAGAGGAACUAGAGCUGGUGAAGGCAGCAGCCUUGGAGAAAAUGCAGAAGAUGGGUCCAUCUUUCGUUAACUCAACAUUCCAGUCCAAAAUAACGGAAGCAGCUGAUAUUGUUGUUGGAAUAUCUUAUACGGUAUUUGGAAUAUGCUCCUUAUGUGGGAACAGUAUUCUCCUCUAUGUUUCCUACAAGAAAAGGAAUUUGUUGAAACCAGAAGAAUACUUCAUUAUAAACCUUGCCAUCAGUGACCUUGGUAUGACCCUGACAUUGUAUCCUCUAGCUGUAAUCUCCAGCCUUUCACACAGGUGGCUGUAUGGGAAACACAUUUGCUUGUUCUAUGCAUUUUGUGGGGUACUGUUUGGGAUCUGCAGUCUGUCAACACUGACAUUACUGAGCACUGUGUGCUGCCUCAAAAUUUGUUUUCCAGCUUAUGGGAACAGGUUCAGGAGAGAACAUGGACAAAUCUUGAUAGCCUGUGCUUGGACCUACGCAGCGAUUUUUGCCUGUUCUCCCUUAGCUCACUGGGGGGAAUAUGGAACCGAGCCUUAUGGCACAGCUUGUUGCAUUGAUUGGCAUUCCACCAACGUAAACGUUGUGUCGAUGUCUUACACUAUAGUUCUAUUUAUUUUCUGUUUUAUUCUCCCUUGUGGGGUAAUUAUCACUUCGUACUCUCUUAUUCUGAUAACUGUGAAAGAAUCCAGGAAGGCAGUGGAACAGCAUGUCUCCGGUCCCACCAGGAUGAGCAAUGUGCAAACUAUUACUGUCAAGCUGAGUGUUGCUGUGUGCAUUGGAUUUUUUGCUGCAUGGAGCCCUUAUGCUGUUACUGCCAUGUGGGCAGCUUUUGGAUCAAUACAUAAGAUCCCUCCAUUAGUCUUUGCUGUGCCAGCUGUCUUUGCGAAGUCCUCCACACUGUACAAUCCAGUUAUCUAUCUUCUUCUGAGGCCCGAUUUCCGAAACACUGUUGUCAAAGAUUUCACAGUUUUUCAACAGCUAUGCAUCAGGACUUGUUUUUGUGUCAAGACCCUGCAGAACUACAGAUCAACUGUGGAGAUCGGCCUGAGAACAUUUAAAGGCAAAAAUGAAUCCAGCUGUAACUCUCCGCAAACUAUGGAAGGGUGUUCUUUCUUCCCCUGUGAAAAGUGCAGUGAUACUUUUGAAUGCUUUAAAAACUAUCCAAGAUGCUGCCAGGAGAGGCUAAGCACUGUGGAAUGCACUCCUCAAGAAAGCACAUCCUUGCAGAGCAAUCUCCAAGUAACAGUGAGACAGGGCAGUAGGAAGUCUGUAAAGGUGGUUGUGCGGGGAGAAAAAAGCACUGAAAUUGAUAACUUGGAAAUCACCUUAGAAACCAUACCUGUGCAUUGUACAUUUAUAGACCUCUAGGGCUGCCUAUCCAAAGCCCUUUGACAGCAAUACCAUUAUACUGCAUUUAUGAAUGUAUCCCUUUUACAAGAGCCCUUCUGCUGCCCCAUUUUCUGUACUGUUUCCCUGGUUUUAUCAUGUAGUCUUUGGUGGGACACAUGUUACAGCAUGGACAUGUUAUAAAUGCUGUAUGACUCUCACCUUGCUGACUUAAGUAAGUAUACUGUGUGGACUGUGUUCACAUCAUACAGUGUCAGAUAAAUCUCUGCGCUUUGUAGCAUCUGUUUUCAAGAGAACACACUGCCCAUCGAGAAUUUUUCUGUGAAGUGUUAUAACACUUUCUAGACUUUCUAUGUUUUAUAUUCUGUAUGUUCAAAGCACAAAAUUCAAUGUAGAAUUUUAAAAGGACAAUGUCAUGCUGUUUUAAUUGUUAUAACAGCUGAAAAGUAAAUGCUAACUGAAAUGCCUGUUUUCCAAGAAGCAAAAAUGAGAGCAAGAAUGAUGGCACAUGUUGUAUGUCUGGGAGGCAAAGGUCAUUUGUUCCUUGCUUUGCCAUGAACAGACAGGUUCUGACCUAAUUCCACAUAAAUGAAAUUAAAAUAUUUCUGGUAA